AUGUUGAUAUUUAGACACGUAUCAUCUUUUGAUGUCAUAGAAGAGGAAAAAGCAUGCAUCUCUGCAAUGCAGCAUUGCUUUGGUUCAAUAUAUUCUGCAGUUUUGAAUGCAUCGAUUGAGCUAAACUUGUUUGAGAUCAUAGCAAAGGCAUCUCCAACAGGAGUUGGUGUGACAGCGUCUGAUGUUGCCUCUCAACUUCCAACACAGCACCCAGAAUUGGCUCGCAGGAUUGAUCGCAUGUUGUCUCUGCUUGUUACUCAUUCUCUUCUCACUUGUUCAACUCGCACAAACGAAAAUGGUGAACCUCAGAGGUUAUACCAUCUUUCUCAUGUUGGUCACUACUUCGUCAAAGAUCACAGCAAGGGCUCUCUGGCUCCCCUAUCAACUUUUCUUAGUCACCCUUCCAUCGUCCAUGUCUUGCUGAACUACAAGGAGGCACUUUUGGACUUUGAGAAGGGCUUGUACCAGAAGGUUCAUGGAGUGCCUAUUUAUGAAGGCAUAUGCUCGGAUCCCACACUGAGUAAUAUUUUUAAUGAAGCAAUGAGUAAUCUUGGCACAAUCGAGAUUAAGAAGAUUAUAGAAAUGUAUAGAGGAUUUGAUAAAAUAUCUUUGCUAGUUGAUGUGGGUGGUGGCAUUGGCCAAAAUCUUAAUAUGAUAAUCUCCAAUUAUCCUUCUAUUAAGGGCAUUAAUUUUGAUUUGCCUCAUGUUAUACAAAAUGCUCCCAUUUAUUCAGGGAUAAAGCAAGUUGAAGGAAACAUGUUUGAAAGUGUUCCAGAAGGUGAUGCAAUAAUAUUAAAGGCAGUAUUACACAAUUGGUCGGAUGAAAAAUGUGUAGAAAUUUUAAAGAAUUGCUACAAAGCUUUGCCAGAAAAGGGAAAGGUAAUUGUUAUGGAGAUGAUAAUGCCUGAAGCAAUUGACUCAACAGAUGCAGAUAAAAUGGUCACUGGCUUUGACAACCUUAUGUUUUUGGAUGCUGGCACUGAAAGAACUGAGAAAGAAUUUCAUAAUUUAUCCAAACUCUCAGGAUUUUCUCAUUUUCAGCUUGUUUGUCGUGUCUUCUCAGCUUUGGGAGUUAUAGAAUUUCAUAAGUGA
This is a messenger RNA of Vigna umbellata (rice bean), 1092 nucleotides long. Its product is annotated as isoliquiritigenin 2'-O-methyltransferase-like. The record is from RefSeq and is a predicted model, not a curated record. Lineage: Eukaryota; Viridiplantae; Streptophyta; Magnoliopsida; Fabales; Fabaceae. Gene Ontology annotation, molecular function: protein dimerization activity; O-methyltransferase activity.